AAAAGUGAGCUGGGAUUGGCUCCAUGUCAUGUUGCUCUUUCUUCGGACCGUCAACCAGUUCAGUCUGAACGGUCUGCUGUUGCCUUUGGAGGUCAUGUGAGUGAGCGCUCCAAAUCCUAAUCCCAGUUUGAGAAUUGAGCACGAGGUGAGUGAGAACAGUCGCUGUCGGUGCUUCCAUCUCGACACCGUCUGAAUUUUAUACACUUUGCGGAAUGACUGGUGAAGCCAUGACCGAAGCGGCCUACCAUGUGAUCUGCACCACUGCCCUGUCUGCUCUCCUGCUGCUGGGUGUGGUGGCUCUGCUCUGCCUCGUCAUGUGCCGGCUGGCUGGAUCGCUGCCUCUGGGCGGACCGGGAACCUUCUGAGUGGGGCAGAUUAAGUUCCUUGCCAUCACCCCUUCGUCAUCAUCAUCAUCAUCAUCGAGAGAGAGAAAAUAGACGAAUGUGUCACAUCAGCGACACCAUGAAGUGGAUAUUGCAGCUUGUCGUCAUCUGCUGCAGUCUCCCAGCUAUGGCGUCUUCGGUCCAAGGAAGCUUUCCUGAGCAAGAGAAGGAUCCCAAUUUCUGGAGAUCCUGGGCGCAACGGACCCUGAACAACGCACUGAUGCUGCAGCAGCUCAACCAGAACCGAGCCAAGAACCUCAUCAUGUUCCUCGGAGACGGGAUGGGCGUUCCCACGGUGACGGCCGCUCGGAUAUUGAAGGGUCAGCUGAGCGGACACCCUGGAGAGGAGACUUUGCUGGAGAUGGACAAGUUCCCCUUUGUGGCUUUGUCCAAGACGUAUAACACGGACGCGCAGGUGGCUGACAGCGCCGGCACGGCCACAGCCUUCCUGUGCGGCGUUAAGGCCAACGCGGGCACGGUGGGCGUGAGCGCCAAUGCCAUCCGCUCCCAGUGCAACACCAUGCAGGGCAACGAAGUCACCUCCAUCCUCAAGUGGGCCAAGGACGCAGGCAAGUCGGUGGGCAUCGUGACGACGACUCGCAUCGUCCAUGCUACACCCAGCGCCGCCUACGCCCACAGCGUGGAACGAGACUGGUACUCGGACAACGAGAUGCCGGCUGAGGCGCUGCGGGCUGGCUGCAAAGACAUCGCCAGGCAACUGUUUGAAAAUAUCCCAAACAUUGAUGUUAUGAUGGGCGGAGGAAGGAAGUACAUGUUCCCCAAAAACACGUCAGACGUGGAGUAUCCCGACGUCGAGAAGCACAACGGCACUCGCAACGACGGUCGGAACCUGGUGCAGGAGUGGAUCGAUAAAACCAAGGACAAAAAAGGCCAUUACGUGUGGAACAAGUCUCAGCUCCUAUCGCUCAACCCUACCAAUGUCGAUUACUUACUAGGUCUCUUUGAACCGUCAGAUCUCGCGUACGACUUGGAGAGGAACGCUGAAACCGAUCCGUCACUCACAGAGAUGGUGGACGUGGCCAUCAAGAUCUUGAGGAAGAACCCCAAUGGAUUCUUUCUGCUCGUAGAAGGCGGACGUAUUGACCACGGUCACCACAGCGGUCUGGCCAAGCUGGCUCUGUACGACGCCGUGGAAAUGGACCGGGCCAUCGGCCGAGCGGGCCUGCUGACCAGCAUCUCGGACACCAUGACCGUCGUCACCGCCGACCAUUCGCACGUGUUCAGCUUUGGAGGUUACACGUUCAGAGGAAACAGCAUUUUCGGCUUGGCCCCCGAGCUGAGCGAUGUUGACCAAAAGCCCUUCACUGCCAUUGUGUAUGGCAAUGGACCGGGUUACAAGUUGGUCAACGGUGAACGGGAGAACAUCUCCACUGUUGACUUUGAGGACAUGCACUACCAUGCUCAGGCCGCCGUUCCUCUCAGCUCCGAGACCCACGGAGGCGAAGACGUGCCCGUGUUCGCCAAGGGCCCGCUGGCUCACCUGAUGCACGGCGUGCACGAGCAGAACUACAUCCCGCACGUCAUGGCCUACGCGGCCUGCAUCGGGAGCAACAAGGCGCACUGCGCGCACGGCUCUCACAUUUUUGACGACGCCACACGUCCCGUCUUCUCCAGCGUCGUCGCCGCCCUGGCGGUCGCGCCAUUUCUGUGCUGACACCAAUGCGCCAUUUGGGAUUUUACAGCUGUUUCCCUUGUUCUUCACACACGUAUGUCAAACAUAGCAUGAUAACUCCACACAUCGUGGAGGUUGCCGCAUAAUUUUAGAGUUCCCCGCCACAAUUUCCCUCUGGAAUACCUGUGGCAUGCGCUAUAGCAGUGUUUCCCAACCUUUAUUGAGACUACGUACAUAUUUCACAUUCCAAAAAACUCACAACACUCCAACACUGAUCUAUUCUCAAUUUACUCAAACAUUGACUUACUUUGGUGUGAAAUCUGGGUCUGUUAAGUACAGCACAAAGCAAUUCUGUCUCACGAAAGGCAACAGGUUAAUUGUGCCUUCUGGCAUCUCGUGGAAGAAUAUCUAACUGUUUUUUCGAGCACUAUAUGUUGCUGGCAUAGAUAGAUGAUCAAAGAUAAAAUAUCUCACAAGAGUGAGAACACACUUCGCAAUUUUGUAAAGAUGAUAUUUUUUUUCAUGGAACAACACUGAAGAAAAGACACAUCGCAGUAGUUAGUGCACAGCUUGUAAAAGAGUGUAAAUUUACCGUCACCUCAAAAUAUCUCAACACACAGCCAUUAAUGUCGAAACGGCUUGCAACCAAAGUGAGUACACCCCUGGGUGAAAAUGUCCAAAUUAGGCCCCAAAAGGUGUACUUAUUGUGAGAUACUUUGUUAUUUGUUGUAAAUAAAUAGUUUUCAGACAAAAUAAGUGAAAUUGGACAGUAAACUCCUCGAACUAAUGUGCCGUGGGACAGUGUUUGGAAAUCACUGCACAGAGGGGCAGUCAGCAGAUUGACUGGCCAAUGGGUUUUGCAAGUAUUGGCUUUGUUGUUUUUGUUUUUUAAACAAUAACAAAAUCUACCUCAUACAUGUUGAGAUGAUGAGAUGUGGUCUGUGCAAAAACAGUUAACAGCUAAAGAGACUAUUGUACUGUGAAGUCUGAAAAGUCAAACGCUAGCUUUGUUUUCAUGAGUUCCCCCCGCAGCAGCCUUUUUCACAUAGUAAAGCAGUAGGUAAUCAAGACACGUACAGGAGAAACAUGAUAUAUAGAUGUACAUACUGUACAUAUUUAUUCUUUUCUUCUUUCCUCAUAAUGGCCGCAUCCAUCUGUUCAUCCUCCGUGAACCAAGAAGUAGUCUGCUAAAGCUGUGUGCACACAUACCGAUGUUUAACCAGUCUGACAAGGAAAAAAAAAAAAGGUUCUUACUGCGCUAAUCGUCUGGUGUACUCGAGAUGACCAACACGGCACACCGCACAUGUACUGAUAGCUAAACCGACAAUCCUGAGCCUCUUGCCGUAAACCGAGAAGUCUGGCGCAGUACCAAGACAAGUAGGUCCUAAUUGUCUUUCGUCCCAUAGCUCGGCCAAACACUGAUAAGGAUUUGCGAUGCUAAGUAUUGAACAGGUUUAAUAUGUACGAUUGUCAGUCCAAACUGUUUUCUGAAAGGAUCAGGGAGGAAAAAUCAUUCUUAGCUCACCUCACUCCACAGGAUAAUCGCUCAGGAUAUUCUUUUAGAGACAUCCGAUUACCAGGCUUUUACUGACUUAUCGGAAUCGGAGAAAAACGUUAGAAUUGUGCACAAUUAUCUGUAUGUGUCUACCAUGCUUUACCAACAAAUAAAUAUUUUUAAAAAUGCA
Molecule: messenger RNA, 3701 nt
Organism: Phycodurus eques (leafy seadragon)
Lineage: Eukaryota; Metazoa; Chordata; Actinopteri; Syngnathiformes; Syngnathidae
Gene: alpl
Product: alkaline phosphatase, biomineralization associated
Exons: 12
Coding region: 442-2058 (538 amino acids)
Biological process (GO): dephosphorylation
Cellular component (GO): plasma membrane
Molecular function (GO): alkaline phosphatase activity
Source: RefSeq, a predicted model, not a curated record